CGAGCCCUACGUACAGUGCUAAUCUCCCUUUUCACUACUUUGCUUCUUCGAUCCUUUCUUUCCAUCUUUCACAAAACUAAGGACCAAAAAUGGAUGAAAGCCCCCUUCGGUUUUCGAGUUGCCGAGGUGUGGCCUUCGAGGUCAAGCCUCAUGCAGACCCGUUUGCCAUCACCAAGCCGCAAACCGGCCCUGAAGCGGGCUCGGAAAGCAGACGGUUUUGGCUUCCUUGGAAAAGAGGGAGCUCAUCCCGAGUCGCUCCCUCAUCACUAAUCCAACGGUCAGUCAGCCGAACUAGUAGCCACUUCUGUGAUCUCGAUCUCGAUGAAGAUAGUGAGCACGUGAUUCCCUUGGAGGAGCUAGAGGAAGGUAAGGCUGAGGAUGAAAAUCUCAAGCAGAGUCCACCAGCUAAUGACUAUGCUAGCAAGCGUGAGCAACCCCCGAAGGCUGCACCUGCUCGGAAGCACGGUUCAAGGUUGUCGGUUAUUUUGCUUGAUCAGGGGCUGUUCACAGUCUACAAGCGUCUCUUUGUGGUUUGCUUGACCCUGAAUAUUGUUGGUUUGGUCCUCGCGGCCACGGGACACUUCCCUUACGCGAGGACGAGGGCUGCCCUCUUCUCUAUCGCCAACAUAUUUGCUCUCACACUUUGUAGAAGUGAGGCCAUCUUGCAGGUCGUCUUCUGGUUCGUAGUCAAGACCUUGGGCCACUCGUGGGUGCCUCUCUUCAUUAAGACCACAACCACAUCUCUACUUCAGAGUCUCGGUGGAAUCCACAGUGGAUGUGGAGUCUCUUCCAUCGCAUGGCUCAUUUAUGCUUUGGUACUUACUCUAAAGGAUCGCGAAAACACUUCUCCUGAGAUAAUCGCGGUCGCCUCCACUAUUCUUGGUCUCAUUUGCCUGUCUUCCCUGGCCGCUUUCCCUCUUGUUCGUCACCUCCACCACAACCUGUUUGAAAGGAUUCAUAGAUUUGCCGGGUGGAGCGCCCUUGGCCUUCUUUGGGUCUUCGUCAUCAUGACUGGGUCCUAUGAUCCGAAGACAAAAUCUUACACAGAUCACCUAGGGUCCAGACUAGUCAAACGCCAGGAGUUCUGGUUCACUUUAGCCAUCACGGUACUGAUCAUCAUCCCGUGGCUGACCGUGCGACGUGUUCCAGUAAGGAUUACUUCCCCGUCUGGACAUGCCUCGAUGAUCAAAUUCCAAGGCGGGGUCAAGGCAGGCAUCCUAGGUCGUAUUAGCCCAUCCCCCCUGUCAGAGUGGCACGCAUUUGGCAUCAUCUCCGAUGGGAAGAAGGAGCACAUGAUGCUUGCUGGUGCAGUUGGGGACUUCACAAAGUCACUAGUCAGCAACCCACCUAAUCAUCUCUGGGUCCGGCAGGUCCACUUUGCCGGACUACCCUACCUUGUCAACAUGUAUGACCACGUCCUCCUUGUAGCCACUGGAUCAGGGAUAUGCGUCUUCCUGUCGUUCCUCUUGCAACCCUGCCGGGCAAGUGUGUGCUUGCUCUGGGUGACGAAGGGGGUCGAGCAAAACUUCGGGUCAGAGAUCAAGGCGAUGGUGAGUGGCCACCCAAAGGACAAGGUUAUAGUGCAUGAUACGGCGGUUUAUGGGCGUCCAAACGUGUCCGAGAUGAGCGUGGAUGCGGCUAAGAAGUGGGGAGCAGAGGUCGUGAUCGUUACGAGCAACCCCGAGGGAAGUAGGGACGUUGUCAACGCAUGCAAGUCAGCUGGAAUUCCAGCAUUUGGUCCCAUCUGGGACUCGUAAAGCGAUAUAUAUAUGUAUGCGUACGUAUAUAUAUAUAUAUAUAUAUAUACAUCUUCUUGUGUUGUGUUAUUUUGGUUUGAAUUUGCAACUUUUAACCUGAUACUAAGAGUAAUUAAGGCUUUGUUUGGUUUCAGAGUUGUAUUUUAGAAUCACAAUUAUAACUUAAUUAUA
Molecule: messenger RNA, 1928 nt
Organism: Punica granatum (pomegranate)
Lineage: Eukaryota; Viridiplantae; Streptophyta; Magnoliopsida; Myrtales; Lythraceae
Source: RefSeq, a predicted model, not a curated record